Macrosiphum euphorbiae (potato aphid) is the source of this 759-nucleotide messenger RNA. NCBI's taxonomy places the organism in Eukaryota, Metazoa, Arthropoda, Insecta, Hemiptera, Aphididae. The record is from the annotation of a GenBank genome assembly.
AUGCAUAUCACUCUGCACUUGGCAUUAGCCGCCAUAAUUGGCUUUGGACUUUCAGAAGCCCGACAACAAGAACAUGACAUAGCUUAUUACAUUCAUCCGUGCCAAAAGUCUGGCCCAAACAUAAAUGAAUGUUUGACUUAUUCAGCCAACCAUUUGACCAUGCACCUCCGGAAAGGAAUUCCCGAGUUGGGCAUCGAAGAGGUGGAACCCAUCGUGAUCGACGAAAUCAACUUGUCGCUGGGCUCCGGCCCGGACGGGUACAGGGCCACGUUCAAAGACAUCCAAGCGUUCGGCGUCAGCAACCUGACCGUCAACCAAGUCAGAUCUGAUCUAAAUUCACUGCAGUUCCAACUCACCUUCUCGAUCCCAAAAAUUUCUGCUAUUGCGCAUUACAGAAGUUCGGGAGUUCUUAUUAUGGUCCAAGCUACCGGCGGUGGUGAAUACUGGGGUGAAUACGAGGGAGUUAAAGCCAAAGUCUACAUCAAAGCCAGUGAAGUAGAACGUAACUCUCAAAAAUAUUUGCAUUUAGAAGAUUUGAAAAUGGACUUCAGCGUUAAAGAUAUUCAAAUGGGUAUCAAAAAUGUCCACAACGGAAAUGCUGUCUUAGAAGCCGCAUUGAACUUGUUCAUCAAUUCAAACUCACAAGAACUGCUCAAGGAAAUGAAGCCACACAUUAAAAAGAAGCUCAUGGUUGGCAUGAAGUCAUUCAUCGAUAACUUAUUCAGCAGAGUGCCUUAUGACAGUUGGGUCAUCGAUUAA